Messenger RNA from Aspergillus calidoustus, 2762 nucleotides. The record is from the annotation of a GenBank genome assembly. NCBI's taxonomy places the organism in Eukaryota, Fungi, Ascomycota, Eurotiomycetes, Eurotiales, Aspergillaceae.
CCUCGGCCAGAUCCGAGCGAUCGUCUCCAAUGCAGAUAUUCUCCGGUCAGCACUCAGCAAUCAAAAAUAAUAAUCAUGGUGCAGAAUUGGGGGGACGAGCUCUGGAGCAGCAGAACGGAAUCUGCGACCAAAAGGGACUAGUGGGGAAUUAACUCGCUGACUAGCGCCCCAGACUAUUUGGACGCCAACCUGCAAAGGGCAAGAGACUCUGCACACGGGCCCCACUGAACCCGAGGGACUGGACGCGAAGUCGCUGAUCUUGCCUCUUUUGUAUAAUGCAGGCCAACCUUGAGUGCCCUUGGCAAGAAUGCGUUUUGUCUGGCCGCUUUGCAAGUCUUCGUAUCCCGUGUGGCAGUUGGCCGCACUGUCACCGAUUGCAUGUGCUUUUCCCCUGCUUUCCAUGCUUUGUGCGCAUAACAAUGUUUGGAACGAUGGGACGCGCAUACACAAUGAGCCCAAUGCAACCCCACGUGUGUUCUCGAUCCUGCCUGAAACCGAGUGCCAUGGAACGUGGCGUUUUGGCCGCUCGACUUGUCUCCUCCCGCCAUCUUGAAUCAGGCUCAGCUCCGACUGAUUAUUACGAGCCACUUCUCCCGAUUGGCCUUUGAGCUUUUCCCCCCGGUCAAUCUCUCCUGGACGCGACCAGGGGUUCAGUCUGCCCUCUGCCGCUCCAGGUCCCCCGUCCACGCCUUCGCAUCCUGGACAUCCGGACAAGGUCCUGCUCUCGUUUCCGCUUCGCUUGCUGCCCGCCAUGGCCUUCGUUUUCUAGCUUUUGCUCCUGUCAACUCUCGUUAAUCUCUAACCUGACCCAAAGUUCCGACUGUGCCGCACGACCAUGCUUCUGCCUCUGGGCCAUCGAACUAUUUGAGACCUGCACGGCCCCGUCUGGCGAUGAUCCUCCACAGGAUCGUCGCUGUUGUACAGAGAUCUUUACCAAAUCUUGCCCCUUCCGUUUCGGGCGCCUGUCACACCUCCAGCCAUCAUGCUGCUGGACAUCAACGUCUCCCUCCUCCCCGUCACGGGCAUCCUGUGCAUGCUCGUCUGCAUCACCGUCAAGCUCUUUGAGACCUCCCCAGUCCCCAAGGACCUGCCAUGGGUGCUGAAGAAAAAGGGCCUGUUCCAGCGGGCUCUGGAGCGCUUCAUCGGGACAAAUCCCAUUUCAUUUAUUCAAGAGGGUUACGAAAAGUACUCCAAAAACCAGCAGCCCUUUGUGAUGCCCAGCGUCAAUGAAGGCGACGAAGUCGUGCUGCCCAAGGAACACUCCAACUACGUCCUCUUCGCCAAGGAGAACGAGUAUAGCUUCAAAGCGCACAUCCUCGAAUUCUUCCAGCUCAAGUACACCAGCUGGCCGCUUGCCUUUGCCGAAAAGUACGACUUCUUCGUCAAGCUUGUCAGCAAGGACCUGACCGAGACGCUCAAAUCCGAUGCCGUCGCCGCUUCCCUCGCCGAUGAGGCGCGCUCGUGCCUGUCUGACAUGUGGGGGGAAGACACGGAGAACUGGGUCGAGGUGUCGCUGUACUCGUUUAUGGAGAAGACGGCGGCCCGCAUGAUCAAUGUGCUUGCCAUUGGGCCUGGACAUAGUGGUGAUAAGAGCCUGCUCAACGCCAUGACCAACUGCUCCAACGCGAUUGUCCUUGGUGCCAACGUCAUCAAGGCUUUCCCUGCCUUUCUCUCAUUCAUCGUCGGUCCCAUCGUCGGCCUCGUAAACCGGUGGCAAGAACGAGUGUUCCACCUCCGCAUGAAGCCUCUCAUCGAGGCCAGAAUCAUGGAGCAAAAGGAAGCCAAGGACCAAGAAGCCCUCCAAGAGAAGCUCCGAACGAAUGGGAGCCUCCUCGACAUGCUCAUCAGCGCGGGCCUACGCAGCAAAUGGUCCGUCGAGACCGAGACAAUGUGGCUGGCCUACCGCAUCUUCAUGAUCAACUUCCCCGGCGUGCACACGAGUGGCAUCUCCGCGACAAGCGCCCUCCUCGACAUCCUCAGCUACCGCGACUCGGACGAACUGCUGGGCAUGCUCCAGGCCGAAAUCGACCGCAUCUCCGCGACUUCUUCCGGCGCCUGGACUGCCGCCGAGGUCGAAGAAGCCUCUCUCCUCGACAGCGCAAUCAAGGAAUCCCUCCGCUUCAACGGCAUAAACGCCCUCUCCCCAACCCGCACAGUCGUCGCGCCCCAGGGUGCCACCCUCCCCAACGGGUUAUACCUCCCCUUCGGAACCAAGAUUGGAAUCCCGCAAUACGCUCUCCACCGCGAUAGCGACCUCUACCCGAACCCCGACGAAUACAACCCCUACCGGUUCUACUUGCCAGACUCGACGCUGGCCGAGAAACGGGCCAACGCCAUGACGGUCACGAGCGACUCGUAUGUUGUCUUUGGACACGGCCGUCGACAGUGUCCUGGCCGCUGGAUCUUUGCGCAUACGUUCAAGGUGCUCAUCGCGGAGAUGUUGCUGAAGUAUGAAAUAAAGCCGUUUGAGACACGGCCUAAAAUUCACAGAUGGGGACGCUUCCAACUACCGCCCCUCACUACAAAACUCGUCGUCCGACGCAGAAAGCAACCCACCACCGUCGCUACUCCUGUCGCCGUCACUGCCUCCGCCUAACUUUCUUGUAAUAUAUCUCUUGUUAUACCCUCUUGCCUGUCGGCACUACAUUAUCUGUCUAUAUUUUAUUUGUCAUUUCCUGUCCUGUUCGGUUUGUCCUGUAUCUAUGUUACAUAGCGAGUACCCCCCGGUCCCGGCUUCAAUAGAAUCUUUCCUAUCUCUCGUC